Molecule: messenger RNA, 1176 nt
Organism: Striga asiatica
Lineage: Eukaryota; Viridiplantae; Streptophyta; Magnoliopsida; Lamiales; Orobanchaceae
Source: the annotation of a GenBank genome assembly
UUGUUCUCUCGCGGGCCUGACGGUGCUGUCGGCGGUGGGCGCACUGGUGGCGGACCUCUUCAUACGCUGCCGGCGACUGGUUCUGUCCUGCCGGUGACGACCUCUUCACUUGAUCACUCCGGCGGUUCUGCGGGUGGUGGCGGAGGCCGACAGAGGUUGUGCUCUCAAUGUGGAAAAACCGGACAUCUCGCGGCCAGUUGUUUUGAGGUUAUCCGCUUCCCGGAGUGGUAUCCCCGUGGUGGUGGUGGCCGUCUUAGUGGACGGCGCGGAUGCGGUGGCCGUAGCGGCGGAGCUCCUGUGCAAGCUAAUGUUGCCGCCGCAGCUGUCCAGGUUCGGGCCAAUUCAAAUGCGGGUCUGGCUUCUUCCGAUCGUGUUCUCAGUGGAUUGACGGAUGAACAAUGGACUCAACUUGACGAUGAUCAUCCAGUUGUUGUGCCUCCGGCUGUUGUGGUUGACCCGCCUGUUACGUCUGGUUCUUCCACCGACAGGGGGGGUUCUUCGGUUUCGUUCCAAGCCGAGUCCUACGUCACCUACAAAUGCACCGGCUCGAACUACACCCAAAACAGCUCAUUCGAGAAAGACCUCAACUGUCUCAUGGACGAUCUCAAAAAAAUAAACGGGCCGGACAAUGGGGGGUUCCGAAAAGCCUCUUCGGGCCAGGCCUACGGCCUGGCCCAAUGCCGCGGUGACGUCGGGCCCGAUGACUGCCACGCGUGCGUCAGCACCGCCACGUCAAACCUCAUGAAAACCCAAUGCCCCGGAAAACGCAGAGGGAUCAGUUGGUACGACGACAAAUGCUACGUGAAAUACUCGGAUAGCGAGUUUUUCAGACGAGUCGACACGGAAAACUCGCUCGCGCUCGUGAACGUGAAGAGUGCAAGCCACGCGGAGAAGUUUAAUAAAACUGCCGUGGAAUUGUUGGAGAAACUGGCCGAAAAUGGAAAAACUGAGAUGUUCGCGGAAAGUACGGUCGAGCUUCCGGAAAAGGAGAGUGGGAACAAGACGCUGUACGGGAUGGCGCAGUGCACCAUGGACCUCUCGUCGGAACAGUGCACGAGCUGCCUGAACGAGGCCGUGAGCGCGCUUUCGGCGUGCUGCACGAGAAAAGUUGGCGGGAGGGUUUAUUACGGGAGUUGUGUCAUGCGAUACGAGAUUUAUCCUUUCCUCGGAAAGUGA